Molecule: messenger RNA, 1400 nt
Organism: Asterias rubens (European starfish)
Lineage: Eukaryota; Metazoa; Echinodermata; Asteroidea; Forcipulatida; Asteriidae
Product: F-box/SPRY domain-containing protein 1-like
Exons: 2
Coding region: 127-894 (255 amino acids)
Biological process (GO): synapse assembly involved in innervation; proteasome-mediated ubiquitin-dependent protein catabolic process
Cellular component (GO): synapse; SCF ubiquitin ligase complex
Molecular function (GO): protein binding
Source: RefSeq, a predicted model, not a curated record
GCCGGCCGGCGGUUUUCCAUCUUGAAAUUCUAUGGAUUUACACCGAAUUUGCAGCUCAAAUGUUGCGCUGACAUGUCGACUAGACUCCGGGAGGCUUUAUGAAGGCUUGCCACCGACCACCCCGCGAUGGCAGCGGCGUCCGCCGCCAGCCUGCCAGCAAAAAUUUUGGAGUUGAUUUUCUCAUGUUUGGAUCUGACUGAUGUGCUAAACUGUGCGACCGUCUGCAAAUCGUGGCACAACUGCCUCAACGAUGAGAACUCCCUGGUUUGGCGAGUCCAGUGCACCCGUAAACUUGCUGGCGAGGCCAGAAAAGGAGACCUUUUAUCUGAGGUCCCGAGUUACAAGGCAAAACUACGGGCUUACUACCAUUCUUUUAACCCCGGAGAUUGCUCAAGGAAUGUUUAUGUUAAACAAAAUGGGUUCACACUGCACCGAAACCCGGUGGCGCAGAGUACGGACGCUGCCCGGGGUCGAAGGGGCUUUCGUAACGGCAGACACGCCUGGGAAGUGUGGUGGGAGGGGCCGCUUGGAACGGUAGCAGUUGUUGGGAUUGCUACCAAGAACGCACCCUUGCAGUGCCAGGGAUAUGUGGCACUUCUUGGGAGUAAUGACCAGAGUUGGGGAUGGAAUUUAGUAGACAAUUACCUCUCGCAUAAUGGCGACCACCAGGGAAACUUCCCACAAUGCAAUAAUGCGCCGAAGUAUGAGGUCGGUGAUAAAAUACGGGUUAUUCUAGACAUGGAGGACAACUAUUUGGCCUUUGAGCGGGGAUAUGAAUACCUAGGGGUGGCCUUCCGUGGUCUUCCGGACGAGCAGCUUUUCCCGGCAAUAUCGGCUGUGUACGGAAACACGGAAGUAACCAUGGUUUACCUCGGCGAACCCUUGGAUGGAUGAUAGAGGGCGCUCUUUACUGUUCAACAAUAAUCCCCCCUAAGCCUCCUCCAGCCACCAAGUGUCUAAAAGAGCUUUUGCUUUCGCAAGGGAUAUUCUCCGAGCAUUGUUGGCCGCUUGUGGAAUCGCAGGAGCGCCGAAGUAACCAUGGUUUACCCUGGUGAACCCUUGGAUGGAUGAUAGAGGGCGUUCUUACUGUUCGACAAUCCCCCUAACCUUUCUCCUGCCACCAAGUGUCCAAAAGUGAUCUUUUCCGAGCAUUGUUGGCUUUUUGUGGAAGCGCAGGAGUGUGGUUUUUGAUGGCAGAUGCUAGGAUGUAAGAGGGCGCCCUUAGCGUCUGAUUGUCGUGGGACCCCCGUCAUCACGGAGAUACAUUGCAAGGGAUCAACAGCUUCCUCCCAGCAUGACUAUUUGCUGGGCCUUGAAGCAGAGAAAUCCACACAGCGAACCACGCACACAACAGCGCACCACGGCGAACCACGCACACAACAGCGCACCACGGCGAACCA